CGACCUUGAUUGGCCCCCUUGUAGGUCAUAUUUAAGUGGAUCGCAAGAAAAGCGACAGUCGAAAAAAUACCGCCAUUGUCGAAAGUAGGACACAAUUUUCCGCAAAUUAUUUGGAUUAUCAAAGAAUAUGGGUGGCAAAUAUAAAAUUGUUAUGGUGCGCCACGGCGAAUCCGAGUGGAAUCAGAAAAAUCAAUUCUGCGGCUGGUACGACGCCAAUCUGAGUGACAAAGGCAAAGAGGAGGCUUUGGCUGCUGGCAAAGCAGUUAAGAAUGCCGGACUUGAAUUCGAUGUGGCGCACACAUCGGUGCUGACCCGUGCCCAGGUCACAUUGGCGAGCAUCCUGCAGGCCAGCGGCCACAAGGAGAUUCCCAUCCAGAAGACGUGGCGUCUCAAUGAACGUCACUAUGGCGGUUUGACGGGGCUGAAUAAGGCGGAGACCGCCGCCAAGUAUGGUGAAGCCCAGGUGCAGAUCUGGAGACGUAGCUUCGAUACACCACCGCCACCAAUGGAGCCGGGACAUCCGUACUAUGACAAUAUUGUGAAGGAUCCCCGCUAUGCUAAUGGACCCAAGCCGGAGGAGUUCCCUCAGUUCGAGUCACUGAAGCUGACCAUUGAGCGAACACUGCCGUAUUGGAACGAUGUCAUCAUUCCACAAAUGAAGGAGGGCAAACGGAUUCUGAUCGCUGCCCACGGCAACAGUCUGCGCGGCAUUGUCAAGCAUUUAGAUAAUCUCUCGGAGGAUGCCAUCAUGAAUCUGAACUUGCCAACUGGCAUUCCUUUUGUCUAUGAACUCGAUGAAAACUUCAAGCCAGUUGUCUCCAUGCAGUUCCUCGGCGACGAGGAGACCGUGAAGAAGGCCAUCGAAGCUGUCGCUGCCCAGGGCAAGGCCAAGUAAAUCCAUCUAAUCCCAAAGAAGAAUCUACCCAAAAUAGGCACAAUAUAGAAGCACAAUUGCUUGAGAUUGUUAUUAUAGUCGGCUAGAGGCUGCAUAUAUUUCCUCCUGUUUAAUGUUGUAAUUAUUGUUGCUUUAAUUGGUUCAACAAUCCCCCUCUCCCUACCGUUAAUAAAUAAUUUAUUAUAACAAAA
Molecule: messenger RNA, 1086 nt
Organism: Drosophila grimshawi
Lineage: Eukaryota; Metazoa; Arthropoda; Insecta; Diptera; Drosophilidae
Product: phosphoglycerate mutase 1
Exons: 3
Coding region: 128-895 (255 amino acids)
Biological process (GO): glycolytic process
Molecular function (GO): intramolecular phosphotransferase activity
Source: RefSeq, a predicted model, not a curated record